Molecule: messenger RNA, 1284 nt
Organism: Sphaeroforma arctica JP610
Lineage: Eukaryota; Ichthyosporea; Ichthyophonida
Exons: 9
Coding region: 45-1262 (405 amino acids)
Biological process (GO): dephosphorylation
Molecular function (GO): phosphoprotein phosphatase activity
Source: RefSeq, a predicted model, not a curated record
CACACUCAACUGGUAUAACCUUGCCCAUCAAUCGGGAGGAAGUAAUGAGAAGACGUGAAUCUGCGUCUAAACUGGUGAAUAGUGUCAGUAAGAAAAUCAUGCACACCUUCGGUGUGAAGGACGAUGAUUCGCAUCAAAAAAGGCCUUCUUCUACACAUAUCGUGGCACCGGAUGAUCCUAGGCGAAAUUUGAGCACUUUCGAUGCCCUCCAUAACUUUCGAGAUCUCGGUGGACUGGUUACUGAGGAAGGGUAUGUGGUGAAAAGGGGACUUUUGUACCGAAUGGCAAGGCCUGAUCACAUGAGCGAAGCCGACAUAAAAAAAAUUACUGAUCACUACAACAUAAAGACUAUCAUUGACCUAAGGAGGCAAGUAGAAAUUGAUCGAUCGAAAGCUGACAACUUAGUUGUCGCCAAGUUCACCGAGAGCAUCAAGCACGCGCAAAGGAUAAGGAUAUCGGGGUUUUUACAAACUGAAGAAUAUGAAAUCAAGCUGAGGAGGUUUCAUGUGAAUCUGUUAGGCUCUUACUAUUUGGCCAAUAAGAUCUACAAUGUUUCGUCCAAGCGAGAAAUGAUUCACCAUGGACUGCGUGACAUGUUCGGUAAGGGCCCUGGGCGAACAGCAGAAAGGUUUGUGUCGUCCACUCUGAUGGCAGAGAUUGGGAUAGUGGGCAAUUACAAUGACAUGCUGGCGAGGUGCACCUCACAGAUCGGCGUCGUAUUGAAGAUUAUCGCGACGGAGGGUAACAAAUCAGUAGUAUUUCACUGCUCACAUGGCAAGGAUAGGACAGGGCUCAUUGCCAUGUUGGUGCUUGCCGUCCUUGGUGUAUCUGAUGCCGACAUCGCCAAAGACUAUGCAAUGAGCACAUUAGGACUAGAGGGCAUGCAAGAUGUAGUGCAAACGGAGAUCUGUAGCGAAUCCGGGCUGCCAGAGGAAUUUUCAGGUGCAGCCGAGGCGAACAUGCUGGCCACCAUGACUCAUCUCCGCACAAAUUAUAAGAGUGUAUCGCAUUACUUGGAGAAGUGUAGCUUUGGAAACGCUUGGCAGAUUAAAUUACGAGCUUUAUACCUUGACAAGGGUACACAAGACGGCAUCAAAGCUGCAUCCCUGACUGAUCUAGAUCACACCGAAGUGCAAAAGGGUGCGGCAAUGGGGAUAGCAACACAUGAAUCAGUUUCACACGGUAUCGUGCCCAGCACAAAAGCGCUCAGUAUCACCGGUGUUGGGCGGAAUGCUGUUGACUCCGAUGGACCAAUAUCCUGAAACUAUUAAAAUUGAUAUGAGU